Molecule: messenger RNA, 2102 nt
Organism: Meriones unguiculatus (Mongolian gerbil)
Lineage: Eukaryota; Metazoa; Chordata; Mammalia; Rodentia; Muridae
Gene: Ltbr
Product: lymphotoxin beta receptor
Exons: 10
Coding region: 203-1447 (414 amino acids)
Biological process (GO): immune response; hematopoietic or lymphoid organ development; positive regulation of canonical NF-kappaB signal transduction
Molecular function (GO): ubiquitin protein ligase binding
Source: RefSeq, a predicted model, not a curated record
GGCCGGCUCUCUCCACUCCCACUUCCUGAGCCCGGCGCUGGAGCCCUGGAGGCCAGGCCCGGCCGCUCCCGGCCCCCGGGGGGCACGUCGGCCCAGCCGCCAGGCUUGGGAAGUCGUGGCCACCGCUGCUCAGGACGUCCGGGCUUCCCACCUUCCUCCCAGGCCUCCACCCGAUCUGGUCAGCCGACCCCGAAAGGCCGCCAUGCGCCUGCCUACGGCCUCCUCUCCCUGCGGCCUGGCCUGGGGGCCACUCCUGCUGGGACUCUGCGGGCUCCUGGUGACAACUCAGCCCCAGCCGGUGCCCCCAUAUCGCAUUGAAAACCAAACAUGCUGGGACCAGGACAAGGAAUACUACGAACCCAGUCAUCACAUCUGCUGCUCUCGCUGCCCCCCAGGCAAGUUUGUCUCUGCUGUAUGCAGCCCCAACGAAGACACAGCUUGCCAGACUUGCGCCCCAAAUUACUACAAUGAACACUGGAACCAUCUCAGCAUCUGCCAGGUGUGCCGCCCCUGUGACUCUGUGCUGGGCUUUGAGGAGGUCGCCCCUUGCACCAGUGACCGGAAAUCCGAGUGCCGCUGUAAGCCAGGGAUGACCUGUGUGUUGUAUUCGGCCAAUGAGUGUGUUCACUGCGAAUUUGUAAACUGCCCACCUGGCACGGAAGCUGAGGUUACAGAUGAACUUACGGAUACUGGCAUCAGCUGUGUCCCCUGCAAGCCAGGACAUUUCCAGAACACCUCCUCCCUCAGAGCCCGCUGCCAACCCCAUACCAGGUGUGAGGACCAGGGUCUGGUGGAAGUAGCUCCAGGCACCCACGACUCUGACACCAUCUGUAAAAAUCCACCACAGCCAGGAACAAUGCUGCUGCUGGCCGUCCUGCUGCCGCUGGUCUUCUUUCUGCUCUUCACCACUAUCCUGGCCUGCACCUGGAAGAGGCUCCCCUCAUCUCUCUGCAGAAAGCUGGGGACUCUGCUCAAGAAGCAUCCGGAGGGAGAAGAAUCUACCCCCUGCCCCCCUCCAAGAGCCAACCCACAUUUUCCUGACCCUGACCUGGCAGAGCCUCUUCUGUCUGGAGACUUGUCCCCGGCCCCUGGUGGACCCCCAGUGACCCCAGCCUUGGAGGAAGUGGGGCUACAACAGCAGAGCCCCCUGGCCCAGGCCAGGGAGCUGGAGGCUGAGCCUGGGGAACAUGGCCAGGUGGCCCACGGUGCAAAUGGCAUUCAUGUGACAGGAGGCUCUGUGACUGUCACUGGCAAUAUCUAUAUAUACAAUGGGCCAGUGCUGGGGGGCACACGGGGCCCUGGAGACCCUCCAGCUGCCCCUGAGCCUCCAUACCCCACUCCUGAAGAGGGAGCUCCUGGCCCCUCUGAGCUCUCUACACCUUACCAGGAGGAUGGCAAAGCUUGGCAUCUGGCUGAGACAGAGACACUAGGAUGCCAUGCCCUCUGAUGGGGCCAAGGAACUUAUUUGCCACCCGUGCCUGAUGGCAUCUGGGAAAGGCAAGGAGGAGAGGGGGUCCAGCACCUUCUUCUGAGGCUGCUCUACACCAGGACUUACAGGAUCUGGGUAGGCUCUGGGAAGCAGAGCCCUAAGGGACUUAGCCUCAGACACCUCUUCAGAGCAGAACCGGACACUAGCAGGGCAGUGCCCGCCCAGGACUCCUACUGCUGCCCGAGCAAGCCUGAGACCUUGUUGCAGACCCACCAGCUUCCAAGGCUUCACCCAUUCAGGCUCCAGCAUGGGCAAGGCUUGUGACCUCACUAUGCCUCUCUGCAUUCUGAACAUGGCAAAGCAGGGAGCUGGUCACAGGGCUACUUGCAAGGAUAUCACAGGGACCUUGCAAGGCUUCGUGGUGCUCAUCCCCAAACUUCAGAGGCCUUGAGGGCUCACAGCAUAUGGACCAAUAUAGACCCUGGGUAAAGAUGAAGUCACAUGAAGGAGCAUCUCUCCCUUGCUCCUGGGGGAGAGGGUAGUGAGACAGUGGGAAUCGGGGUUUGGGUAUCAUUACCAGGUAUUGGGGAGAGUUUGGGAACAGGAGAAAAAUGGUUAAGUGUAUUUAUAAACUGUAACCACAUGCAAAUAAAAACAAGAUUGAGAUCCUUUA